Messenger RNA from Armigeres subalbatus, 3350 nucleotides. RefSeq names its product VPS35 endosomal protein sorting factor-like. NCBI's taxonomy places the organism in Eukaryota, Metazoa, Arthropoda, Insecta, Diptera, Culicidae. The transcript is spliced from 7 exons. Gene Ontology annotation, biological process: endocytic recycling. Gene Ontology annotation, cellular component: endosome. The record is from RefSeq and is a predicted model, not a curated record. Bases 206 to 3154 code for a protein of 982 amino acids.
GCUGAAGCGGCUGUGGCUGAACAUUGACAGUUGUUUAGUUACGGAAUGCAAAACUGCAUUUUUAUAGGAAAUUAAUUUGUUUAAAACUAAAAACGAUCUGAUUAACUCUAUUAAACAUUGUUGUUGUUUCCUUUAACGAAUAACUUUGUCGAAUUGAAGUCGAGUGCAAAUAAUAAUAGUAAAUUUGUGACACAGUACCGAAAAGAUGUCCGCAGAAUGGAGAUGUAUCCGGCGCAAUCAGGACGAAUGUCGGCGCUAUUUGGACCAAUUCAAGGUGUUCGAUCACCCUUUGAAGCAAUCCACUAUCACGGUUUUGGAGAGCAAGGGAACUCGCAUGAAGCCGGUCAACAGCAUCAUCAGUGAGAGUAACAGCGGGUCGUCAUCAACCAUUUCGCUGGAUCCGCUCAGUUUGGCACUGGACGGAUCGGAUCCGUUGAGCCAAUUUGCACGACAGGAUUCGGCGCAGGAUCCACUAUCACAGAUGGCGGCCGAGUUCGAAGGAGCUUUGAAUGUGUCGUCCUCCGGUGCUAAGUCCAAAAAGAAAGAAGUUUCCAAUCUUUUAGAAAUGGAUUUGAUUGAACCUUGGGCUGGAAGGAGAAGUGCCAUUCUGAACAAGUAUACGACCAACGAGAAGUUGUCCAUAGUGACUAGCUUUCUUAAUGGUGGCGAAACCAUUAAAUCGCAAACGACAAUGUCGGAAAAGGUAAAGCAUCGGUUGGAGCAGUUGGAUGAAUUUGAGGACGGAACCGUUCGACAAAUGCUUGAUUUGUCACAGCAAGAAUACGUAAUUAAAAUAGAACAGUUAAACCAUGAGUUAGUGCAGGCAUGGAAUACAGAUCAACGGGUGAAAGCCCUGAAAAUUGCAAUUCAGUGUUCAAAACUUUUGGCGGAUACUUCAGUCAUUCAAUUUUACCCAUCGAAAUUUGUUUUAAUCACGGAUAUUUUGGACAUCUUUGGAAAACUUGUGUACGAACGGCUGCUUGUAAAAUCACGAGAAUCGAUCAAAUCAGGUGGUCGAGGUCUAACGGCUCUAUCGGAGAAUUUCUCUCCAGAUAUGGUGCCGGAGUCGGCUAAGGAAACAUGCCAGAAUUGGUUCUAUAAAAUAGCAUCUAUUCGGGAACUACUGCCAAGAUUGUAUGUCGAAAUGGCUAUAUUGAAAAGCUAUCGAUUUCUGACAUCCAAUGAAUUCAGUUCAAUACUGAUGCGGUUGACUCAAAUGAUCCGAGGCGUUGGAGAUCCUCUGGUGAAUAUUUACGCCCGGUGUUAUCUAUGCAGAGUGGGGAUGGCUAUAACCACAGAUCGCGACUAUAUUAAAGAGAACUUGAACGAUGUGCUCACAAUUUACCACACCAUCCUAAACGGGGGAAUCCGAGCUGAUAUCUCAAAGCAUCGCAUCAGCCUCUGUGGGUAUGUUUCCCUGUUUUUGCCGGCUCUGGACUGGCUCAUGCAGGGUGUCACGAUUUUGAGUACCGAUGCCGAGUUGGAUGAUGUCUUGAAAAGAUGUCGCGACAAGAAACACCCGGCCCUGCUUAUGCAAUCUAUAAUGCAGUCCUUCCGACCCGAUUUUAUUGCCCUUCGUGCCGUGCCGUUUGUGGAGAUCCUAUCUACCAUUUCAGUGGAAGGUUUAUCACGAGGACAUUUGUUGCGUAAUUUGGGUAGCAUUUUGAGUCAAACUGCUCCGCCAGCCGAACAGAGGGCACUGGUACUGAAUGCAGCCUGGCGGACAAUCAGCGCUAUGGGUAACACAGAAGAAUACAUUCAGUGCGCGGAGAUGUGGGCCCAGUAUACGAGUCAUCAUUUUGGGCUUCGCGAGCUCAAUGCGUUGAUGGGCGAUAUAUUGUAUCACAUGACUCCCAAUCGAGCAUACGAGCAGCACUACCAUGAACUGCAGGUUAUUGCCGACAAGAUAGUUUCCAACGCUCAAGAUAUUCAUGGAGUUUUGGCGCUGGAUAAUUUUUUGCCGAUGUUAGAUCUGUUCCAGAAGGAAUCUAUCAAGUUGGACGUCUGUAAGAGUAUUCUUAAUAGUUAUAGAACUGCAUGUACUGAGGCAUACAUUUCGGAUCCAGUUGUCACAAAUGCUCUUAUGUAUAUAAGCAAGGUUCUGAACGAUUCCGUGAAUGCUUUAACAAGUGAAGAUGAGCGUCGGCAGAUAAGCAACUUGAUCAGCCACUUUAUACGAAAAGUCGAUUUUGGGCGAGACUUCGAGCAACAGCUUUCUUUCUAUGUCGAGGCUCGCUCUGCAUUCUCAAAUUUAGACCACGUGUACUCGACAUUGAUUCACUGCGUCAAUCGACUGGCAACCAGCACUCGGCGCAUCGUAAAAGGCCAGCACACGAACAAAACGGCCGCCUUCGUUAAGGCUUGUGCUGCCUAUUGUUUUAUCACUAUUCCUUCUAUCAUAGACGUCAACACCCGAAUGGAACUAUACCUCCAAUCUGGUCAGGUAGCUCUGCUGAAUGUCUGCUUACAGCAGGCAGACUCUUGCUUUGAAGCGGCUCUCAAUCUCAUCCCAGAAAUUCCUCGGACUUUUGAGCAAGACGGUAAAACCCAAUCGAGUGAACCCUUCCUCAAAUCCUUCCUGAUGAAUUUCCUUUCCACGCUCGUUAUUGUGCCUGACAAUCCUACCCAAGGAGUGCUAUAUCUUUUGCGACUCUUACUAGAAGUCAUUAAGAAAUAUCCUUUUGAUUCCAACUACGAAACCCUCUCCUCAAUAUACCUUCAUGUUCUGGAUUUCCUGUCAGUCGCCGCCCAAGAAGUCUAUCCCUAUCACAUAGUGAACGUGAUUUCCAACGACGAGCUGUACGGAUCGGAUCCCAAGUUUCUGGCUGAGAUCCACACCAUCAGCUGCGAGGUGUGUGAUGAACUGCUACAAAUACUGAAACAGCUUCUCGAAUCUAAUGCCAUUCGACAGCAGAGCCAGCUGGCACUGGAUCUGUUUCUGAAGAUUAUCACUGGUGCGGACUUGACUGUGGAUCGCAUGUUCACGCUGACGUACAAUCUAUGGAAUCUGGCGGUUAAAAAUAGGAAUGCGUUGGAUGCGAAGCAGCUGCAAAAAAUACUCUCAUAUACUGAGCACCUAGCAGAAGUUUCGCAAAUAGAUUCCCAGAAACAAUGCCUACAACUAUUAUUAGAAAAGAUGAAAUCACGAAUGUAAAUAGAUCUUUUUUUACAAUAUUAUGUGAACUGCAAACAUAAGCUUUAUUCUUUUCAAGAACUUAGAGUAUGAUUACUUCAAAUUAUACACAGAUCCGUACGGUAAUUUUAAUCGAUUUAUAUAAUAUAUUAUGUAUACAUAUAUGUCUUAAUGCAUUCCUCCUAUACGAUAGGCACCAAUAAAUCAUGCAACAUAA